This is a messenger RNA of Corticium candelabrum, 1733 nucleotides long. Its product is annotated as tubulin delta chain-like. Gene Ontology annotation, molecular function: structural constituent of cytoskeleton; GTP binding. The transcript has a single exon. Lineage: Eukaryota; Metazoa; Porifera; Homoscleromorpha; Homosclerophorida; Plakinidae. The record is from RefSeq and is a predicted model, not a curated record. Gene Ontology annotation, cellular component: cytoplasm; microtubule. Bases 168 to 1475 code for a protein of 435 amino acids. Gene Ontology annotation, biological process: microtubule cytoskeleton organization; mitotic cell cycle.
AGCUCCAGCUACUUGCAAGCGGAUUAUCAAAGUCGCGCCAUCUGAUUGAGGCGGGAGGAGUCUGGCUACGCGAGAUUAUAGCUAUCCCGGAUUAUCAUAAGACACACUUUCAGCUCCUCCGUACCAUCGACUAUUUAUCACCUGAACUAACCAAUCUACCUUUCACCAUGGCAACUGUUUCCUUACUGGUAGGUCAGUGUGGGAACCAACUUGGAACGAAGUUUCUAGACACUCUGUUUACAAGCCUUGACAAGGACAACGCAGUGGAAUGCAAGACCAGUACGUUCUUUGAUGAUGAAGACGGUCACGUUCCAUCUGCACGAGCAAUCAGAAUCGAUAUGGAGAAGAAAGCGAUCAUUCAUGCUGAGCAGGAGGUGAAACGAGGUGGGAAGUGGAAAUUUCCUCGAGCACUCAAAUUCAGCAAAAGAUCUGGAUCAGGAAAUAAUUGGGCUCAGGGUUAUGUUGGCUAUUCCACGACAGACAAGGACUCAUUACAUGAUAUCUUGCAACGGCAGGUGGAGAAGUGUGACAUGUUGGAUGGGUUCUUGAUGAUCUCAGGUCUUGCAGGAGGAACGGGGUCGGGUUUAGGGGUGGCAAUCAGUGAACAAGUUCGAGACGAAUAUCAACAUGCAUCUCUAAUGCAUCAGACAGUGUGGCCGUAUUCAUCAGGUGAGGUCAUCGUGCAGGAUUACAAUGCAGUCUUGACCCUUUCUCAUCUCUACGAGUUGUCUGAUGGCAUCGCAAUAUUAGAAAACGAUCAGCUUCAUAGAAUCUGCAAUCACCGGCUGGGUAUAGAAAAUGUUGGUAUUAAUGAGAUCAACACAGUGGCCGCUCACAUUUUAUCAUCAGUGUGGAAGCCCGUAUCAAAGGACAUGCCGUUACAUCGUCUGGUCGUCGACAUUCCUUAUUAUUUGUGCAGCCAUCCAGCAUUCAAACUUUUUCAAUUUAAAACUGCCCCUAUUAUUAGACCUACUUCUCUUAGCCACACGGUGACAGCAUGGCCUGGACUGUUGAAACGUAUAUAUCAAAUGCUGAUUACAAACACAGUCGUUGACGAGGAGAUUGACUGGUCGACGACAUUGUCUGCAUCAUUUCCACCAGAAGAUCAUGCACACAAACCGGUGAAAACCCUUCAAAACAUGCUGAUUCUACGAGGUAAAGAUGUUCAUCAGGUUGAUACCUCAACCCUCGCAGAUCCAAGGCUCUAUGUUCAACAGUCUUCAUCACCUCGACUUCACGUUUUACGAGACAGGAGAACGUUUCUGGGUUAUGACAAAUGUGCUACGCUCUUGUCCAACAGUCAGGGUAGCAUCAACGGGCUAGACAACAUUGUACGCAGAUCGUGGAGGAUGUUUACCUCGCACGCGUAUCUCCAUCAAUACGAGACUUACGGAGUUACGAGAGAUGACUUUGAGGCAAGCUUUCUACAAUUAGAACAAGUGAUGCAUGAUUAUCGUAAACUGUCGGAAACUUGACUCAAAACAGAAUGUCAUUUAUUAAUAAAUCUGGGAUAAAGUUCCAGCUGACAAACCUGAACUGGUUAUCUCCAGUCUUUCCUCUACCUCACUAAAUGUUCGUUCACUUGAAGAUCUUUCCCUGGUUCAAUUUCUUACCACCAAAAUCACCUUCCCAAGCAAAGUACUCAUUGAUCAUUUUGCGAUGUUCUUCACUGGUUGGGUCUAGUCGUUUCCAGCUAUAUGAAGGUGAAUCUAUUUGCCAGUUUUCGUUCAACU